UGGGUACUGAUAGACAGCACUGAUAGGUGGUACUGACUGACAUCACUGCUGGGCACUGACUGGCACAACCGCUGGGCACUGACUGGUGGCACUGACUGGCAGCACUGCUGGGCUGCACUGAUGGGCACUGGUGGGUGGCACUGAUGGGCACAGGUAGGUGGCACUUAUGGGCACAGGUGGGUGGCACUGGUGGGCACAGGUGGGUGGGCACAGGUGGGUGGCACUGCUGGGCACAGGUAGGUGGCACUUCUGGGCACAGGUGGGCAGAACUUGCGGGUGGCAUUGCUGGGCACCGAUCAUCAGGGCACUGAUCAUCAGUGCCCUGAUGAUUGGUGCCGAUCCUCGCUCUGACAACUGCCGGUUCUCGGCAGUACUUUCCUCACGAUCUGACAGCGUGAGGAAAGUGCAGCCGAGAACUGGCACUUGC
Staurois parvus is the source of this 427-nucleotide messenger RNA. The record is from the annotation of a GenBank genome assembly. Lineage: Eukaryota; Metazoa; Chordata; Amphibia; Anura; Ranidae.